Molecule: messenger RNA, 1585 nt
Organism: Oldenlandia corymbosa var. corymbosa
Lineage: Eukaryota; Viridiplantae; Streptophyta; Magnoliopsida; Gentianales; Rubiaceae
Source: the annotation of a GenBank genome assembly
CACAGUUUGAGUUUUUGAAGUAGUAGUAGAAGAAGAAGAAUACCACUCCAUUUAUAUACAAAAGCUCUCUCUGUCUCUCUCUCUUUGUGAUGAAUGAAUUGAAGUUCAUCAGCAGCCUCCACAAACACAAAGAGAUAACAAUGAAGAACAGGCAGAAUAAAUUGGAGAGAAAUCUCAUUUCAUCAACCCCUAAAUGGGUUGUUGCUGCUGUAAUUUGCUUCUCUUUCUGUGCCAUUUGGAUGCUUUUCAACCACAGGUGGGGGGCUGCUGUAGAUUCAAAUGAGCAAACAUCUCUUCGAAGACGUCAACAGCAGUUGCGACCGAACCCUCCUGAUGAUCAUAACUGUUCAAGCAAGGCCAAGGAGAGGGCAGAAGAAUUGUUGAGAACUUAUAAGGAAGCUGAAGAAGCCAUCAAGGCACUGGACAUUUCAAUAGGUAAACUAAGGGGGGAACUUCCGUCAGCCACUAUUCAGAAUGACCAUACGGGAGAGAAAUCAUCUGAAAGAAAUGUAUCUGCAAAAUUAGCUAACACCAAGAACACUAAGGAAAAGGCGUUCAUGGUGAUUGGCAUAAACACUGCGUUUAGUAGCAGAAAAAGGCGUGAUUCACUUCGAGAAACCUGGAUGCCUCAAGGUGAAGAGCUGCGAAAAUUAGAGCGAGAAAAGGGAAUAGUGAUUCGGUUCAUGAUAGGCCACAGUGCAACAUCAGAUAGCAUUCUGGACCUCGCAAUUGAUCUGGAGAAUGAACAACAUAACGACAUUCUUAGACUAGAACAUGUUGAAGGAUAUCACGAGUUAACUGCAAAGACGAAAUCAUUCAUUUCUACUGCAGCUGCCAAAUGGGAUGCUGAUUUCUAUGUGAAGGUUGAUGAUGAUGUUCAUGUAAACCUAGGCACGUUGGCUGCUACACUAGCGAGUCACCGGUCAAAGCCUCGGGUCUAUAUAGGUUGUAUGAAAUCAGGACCGGUUCUUUCCCGGAAGGAAUCAAAAUACCACGAACCUGAGUACUGGAAAUUUGGAGAAGCGGGAAACAAGUACUUUAGACAUGCAACCGGACAGAUUUACGCCAUCUCUCGUGAUCUCGCGGCUUACAUUUCCGGCAACCUACCAAUCUUGCAUAAAUAUGCAAACGAAGACGUUUCACUUGGAGCUUGGCUCAUUGGUCUUGAAGUUGAACACGUUAAUGACCAUAGUAUGUGUUGUAGAACUUCUCAAGAAUGUGAAUGGAAAAAGCAAGCAGGGAGCACUUGUGCAGCAUCAUUUGAUUGGACGUGCAGUGGGAUUUGCAGAUCGGUUGAGAGAAUCAAAGGUAUCCAUACCAGAUGUGGUGAAGAUCCUUCAACCAUUUGGAAUGUUGUUUUGUGACCCUAAUAUCGUUCAAACCAUAAUUAUCGCCAUCAAAAUACAUUUGUUUUCGACGAGAAAAUAUCGUUGAAUAUUUUUUAAGGUUUAUUUUAUUUUAUUUAUACAUUUAAGGAUCUCCUAAUUUGUGGCAGAAAUUAUGUCAAAUGAUAUCGGAGGUAAAAAAAAAAAGAACAAAAUUAUUUUUGUUUAUCGUGAUUAAAUAUUGUGGAUAAAUAUCUUCU